UGAGAAAAGAAGAUGCUUGAAGUUCAGAAAACUGAGUUGAAAUAUACGUUUUCAUGUCAUGGCAGUUUUACGUUACAUAAGUUUUAAAGGGGAGGGUUGACUCGCAUACCUACAUACCUACUGAAUAUGAAUAACAUCGGACAGGGUGUCAUAAACAUUGGCCAGAGGUAAUGUAAACUGCAGAAGUGGAGAGGAGGCCUAAAUCUGAACUGGCCAGAAAAUGAUGCAUCGUCUUACUUCUACCAUGGGAUUUGGGAAGACCUGGAUUUUACCCUUUUUAACAUUAUGGUUAGCUGUUUAUAUUUACAACAUUCCUUCUCCUAUUCACCCCCGGCCUUACAGUUAUCCCAAACCUUUGCCUGAGUUAGUGGGACCAUUGACAAUAAAUUCCUACCUUAAGAAUGCAACAAGGGCAUUUGAAGGGGAGGUUACUGGCCCAGAGUCAUUUGCAGUAGACCCUGAUGGAGUCCUAUACACAGGAUUAGCUGAUGGCAGAAUUGUGGGAUUCAAAGGGGAACAACUCUGGCAGGUAACCAGGACAGGAGAGUUCCACCCACAAUGUGGUACGUUUGAGCUUGAGCCCAUCUGUGGGCGGCCUAAAGGAAUGAAGAUCAAUAUGGCAGACCCAUCCCUGCCCCUUAUUGUGGUGGAUUCCUACAAAGGACUUUUACAGGUGGACACAAAAACUGGUGACAUACAAGUCCUAAUUCCAAGUACCACAGGAGUAAAUGGUGAGCCAUUUAAGUUCCUGAAUGCUUUAGACAUUACAAAGGAUGGUGUCGUAUACUUCACAGACUCCAGCAAAAAAUGGGAUAGGAGGAAUUAUCGAUAUGAGGUUAUAGAGGUCAACAGGCAAGGCAGACUGAUUCAGUACAACACAAUUACCAAGGAAAUCAAACUGUUGCUAGACAACCUGUACCUGGCCAAUGGAGUGGCUUUAUCAUCAGAUGAGAGCAUGCUGGUCAUCGCUGAAAUGAGUGCUUGUCAGAUACGGAGAUAUUUCUUAAAAGGUCCAAAAGCUGGCCAGUCGGAGGUAUUAACACAGAAUCUACCUGGAUACCCAGACAACAUAAAGCUGAACAGUCGGGGGAAUUUUUAUCUUGGAUUGGGGUCAGUCCGGUACAAAGGGGUCAGCCUUCUGGGACCAUUUUUAGACCUCAUAGGACCUUAUCCAGCCAUCAAAAUAUUUCUUACAAAGAUCACACCUCUAAGAGUCUUUGACAUCUUUAUGCCAAAACAUUCCAUAAUAUUAGAAAUUGACACUGAAGGAAACAUUGUUAGGAGUCUACAUGAUCACGGAGCCAAGGUUAUCAAAGCUUCUGGGGAGGGGUUUGAAUUUAACAACACCCUGUACAUUGGAAGUUUCUGGACUACUUAUAUAGGUAUGCUAAACUUGACUCUUGUGAAGUAACUUUUGUUGUAGUCUAUACUAUACAUUUUAUGGCAUUCAGCAACAUAUGUCACACCAUAUUGACAUGUAUAAAUUUUGUAAUAUUCAUGUCCAUUGCAUAUAUGUGCCAACAUUUUAUUUAUUUUAUAAAUUUCAUGAAAAUCAUCCUCACCACUGUCACUCUAAUCAUCAUCACGUACCAAAUGGUUACUGCUUUAAAUUGUAUAACCAAAUGUA
Messenger RNA from Saccostrea echinata, 1627 nucleotides. Its product is annotated as adipocyte plasma membrane-associated protein-like. The transcript is spliced from 9 exons. The record is from RefSeq and is a predicted model, not a curated record. Gene Ontology annotation, molecular function: strictosidine synthase activity. The coding region runs from base 221 to 1411 and encodes 396 amino acids. NCBI's taxonomy places the organism in Eukaryota, Metazoa, Mollusca, Bivalvia, Ostreida, Ostreidae. Gene Ontology annotation, biological process: biosynthetic process.